UCAUAUGACUAAAAUGGAGGAUGGAUGUAACGAAUCAGCAAAUAUUGUGGGCCACAGAGUCAUACAUCAGCUUCCAACUUCGUCUGACUAUCGACGGGAACCUGCCCGCAUCAUCACCUUUUCACGAUCUCCCGCACCCUUACACCACCAAGUGAAGUUACGAGGGUGAAGAUACCUCUACCGCACUUCUCUCAUCAUGGACACUUCUCUCAUCAUGGCAGAACUCCUCAUGGCAAGGGAGCCGAAGAAAAAGCAAGAUGUCCUAAGGGCGAUGUUUGUCGGCAAGCAGCUGUCCGAGGUCCCUACACCCAGCGUCGUCCUUGACCUUAAACAGGUCACGGUGAACUGUGAGCGCAUGCUGGAAGCGGCCGAAAACCUCGGUUUGCAAUGGCGAGCUCAUAUCAAGACUCACAAGACAACAGAGCUCACCCGCCUCCAAGUAGGCAACGAGCUCAUCACUCCAGUCCUGCUAAUCGUCUCCACCAUCCUCGAAGCCGAGAACAUCACCCUCCUCCUCAAAGAGUACCAAUCCAAAGACCGCCAUGUCAACGUUCUUUUUGCCUUCCCGCUCUUCGCCUCCGCCGUCCCCCGUCUGGCCGCCGUCUCCCAGCAGCUCGGCCCCGAUGGCUUGUCGGUUAUGAUCGAUCACGUCGACCAGCUCCCCUACGUCAAGGCCAUCCACAGUGCCUCGGGCAGCUACCCUCCUCGCGUGUUCAUCAAAAUCGACGUCAACUACGGCCGAGCCGGCGUCAAGACCGAUUCGCCCGAGUACCCGGCUUUAAUCGACGCCCUACUGGCUGCCGAGCAGGAAGGAUGGCUGGUGCUGCAUGGCGUGUAUACCCAUGCCGGCCAGAGCUACGGCGCGCGCAGGCUUGGAGAUGCUAUGUAUGCUCUUUCCAAUGAGUUCAGGAACGCCCAUAUUGCUGCCGAGAAGAUUCGCGAGAAGAGCCCGGACCACGCUGCGCUGGUGCUGUCGGUGGGCGCGACGCCGACGGCGACGACGAUUCAGAGCCCUUGGUUUAUGGAGGAGUGUGAUGUGCCCAGGGGAAACCCGAGUGGAAGCAUGAGGCCGAGGCCGUUUGAGGAGGAUCUUACGGAGUUGUGGGGCAGGUGGCAGAAGGAGGGAUAUAUUCUUGAGGUUCAUGCUGGUGUUUACCCGACCCUCGAUCUCCAACAGGUAGCAACUCACGCACGACACACCGGCCUCCUUUCUGAACAAGAUAUCGGCAUCAGCGUAGUCGCCGAAGUCGCCUCUGUCUACCCAACCCGUGGCCAAAAUUCCACCCCUGAAGCCCUCAUCAACGCCGGCUCCCUGGCCCUCGGCCGCGAGCCCGUAGGUCUAGACAAGAAAACGGGCUACAACGAGGAAACCGCCAAGCCCUACACUGGCUGGGGCGCCCUGAUGCCUUGGGGCGUUCUAGCAGGGACGGAAGAAAAGGACAGGAGCGGCAAGAUUCUCGGCGAGAGGUUCCCUGAUGACUUCAGGGGUUGGCAGGUCGGCAAGAUCAGCCAGGAGCACGGCAUCUUGACUUGGGUAGGGGAUGAGGGGAAGAAGGCACCCGAAUUGAAGGUGGGUGAUAGGGUGAGGGUGUGGCCGAACCAUGCUUGCAUCAUGGGGGCGGGUUUUGAGUACUAUCUGAUUGUGGACUCGAGGUACCCGGGGCAGGAGGAUGAAGUUAGGGAUGUUUGGUGUAGAUGGAAUGGGUGGUGAUUACGAACGGGGUAGAGAUUAAAGGGCUUCGGGAGCGAGGGAUGGAGGGAUCAUAACCACUCAACUUCAGCAUGCUAAUUUCUGAUUUGGUCUCACGCAUGCAAAGGCAAAAUUUCACUAUUCUGUGAAUGCUUCGUU
Molecule: messenger RNA, 1849 nt
Organism: Neurospora tetraspora
Lineage: Eukaryota; Fungi; Ascomycota; Sordariomycetes; Sordariales; Sordariaceae
Product: putative serine dehydratase domain-containing protein
Exons: 4
Coding region: 197-1711 (504 amino acids)
Biological process (GO): D-serine catabolic process
Molecular function (GO): D-serine ammonia-lyase activity
Source: RefSeq, a predicted model, not a curated record